AUGAUGGGGCUGACUUCGGAGCUCACGCUCAAAUUCAAGAUCGCUUUGACAUUCCACGCCUCGCUUGCAUUCUACAAUGUUUUCCUCCACCCGCUCCGAGGCUACGCAGGCCCCAAGCUCGAUGCAGCCUCACAGCUCGUUUACGUCUACCACAUGCUGAAAGGCGACAGCUGCAAGUAUAUUGCCAGUCUUCACGAGAAAUACGGGGAGGUUGUCCGAACUGGUCCGAACGAAAUCUCAUACAUGAGCGUCUCGGCAAACAGGACAAUCUUUGGGACCAAGACGACGGAAGAUAUGGCCUUCGAGAAAAACCCGGCUGUCUAUAUCCAGGGAUCUGGAGCUGCCUCGAACAUUCUGUUUGCGAGUACUCGAGAGUAUCCACGCUUCAAGAAACUGAUGGCUCCUGCGUUCUCAGAGCAGGCCAUCAAAGAGCAAGAGCCGAUGAUCCAGCAAUACACCAGUCUCCUGAUUCACUCCUUACGGCAUAACCGAUCAGGAGAAGCAUACUACCCCGACAAAGAUGGCAUUGUGAACAUGGGAGCAUGGGUCAAUUUUAUCAUUUUUGACAUUCUUAGUUCCUUGUCCUUCGGAAAGCCCGUGGGAUGUCUCCCGGCCGCUGAUUAUCACCCAUGGGCAUAUGUGAUCUUCGGGGCGAUGAAACAUUCCCACUUCGUGCAAUGCGCCCAUAGGCUCAAGCCAUACCACCCGAUUUUCCAAAAGCUCAUCCCCGAUGAUAUCAGUGCGCCAUAUGAAACUCACAUGGAGAAUGCUCGGAAGUACCUCAGAGAAAGGGAACAGGAUAGGAACGUUUCCCGGGCAGACUUUGCAUCCUUUAUCUUGAAAGGGAUGACAGAAGAUGAACUUCUGGACAAUAUCAACAUCUUGGCCACUGCAGGAAGUGAGACUACCGCGACUACCAUUUCUUCGAUCCUCUACUAUCUCGUCCACAAUCCGAAAAGUUAUCACAAACUGGUUGAUGAGAUCAGGUCAACCUAUGUCUUGGAGGAAGAGAUCACAUUCAAUUCCGUCAACAGCCUUGGAUAUCUUAAAGCUGUCAUCCAGGAGACUUUCCGAAUCCACCCAUCUGUCCCAGUUGGUUUGCAUCGAAUCACACCGAAGUCAGGCAGCCACAUUGAUGGGAAAUGGGUGCCGGGAGGGACGUGGGUAUCAGUGGCACUCCUCGCAGCCUAUAGGUCCCCGAGGUAUUGGCGGCGCCCAGAGGAGUUCAUUCCAGAGCGAUGGCUCGGAGACCCCGAAUUCGAAUCAGACAAUCGGCACAUCUGGGCGCCAUUCUCUAUUGGACCGAGAAAGUGCGUUGGAAUUAAGUACGUGUUUUCCCCAGCCCGAAUAUUCCCAAGGUGUGCUGAUUGGCGGGCUCUCAGUUUGGCGUAUCUGAACAUCCGCCUGAUCAUUGCCCGGUUACUUUGGAACUUUGAUCUUGAAGCAUGCCCGGACAAUAUUGAUCCGCAUGAGAUGAAAGAGUACGGGGUCUGGCAGGGUCUAGUUCCACUGAAUCUGAAGAUCCAUGAUCUACGCGCUGCCAAGUGA
Penicillium olsonii is the source of this 1548-nucleotide messenger RNA. The record is from the annotation of a GenBank genome assembly. Lineage: Eukaryota; Fungi; Ascomycota; Eurotiomycetes; Eurotiales; Aspergillaceae.